Molecule: messenger RNA, 2234 nt
Organism: Acyrthosiphon pisum (pea aphid)
Lineage: Eukaryota; Metazoa; Arthropoda; Insecta; Hemiptera; Aphididae
Gene: PIG-Z
Product: phosphatidylinositol glycan anchor biosynthesis class Z
Exons: 6
Coding region: 438-2216 (592 amino acids)
Biological process (GO): GPI anchor biosynthetic process
Cellular component (GO): endoplasmic reticulum membrane
Molecular function (GO): alpha-1,2-mannosyltransferase activity
Source: RefSeq, a predicted model, not a curated record
UAUCCGUGAUCUCAGUCCGUGUUUUCUACAGAUGGCGCUUUAAACUCUCGAUUAUGAUUGCGACCCCCCGCAUUUGCCUCUUGUACAUACUUUCGAGGCCACUGAUCGUUUCCAAUCCAUUAUUGAUUAUAUCCACGAUUAAAGAUACUAUCAAGAUAAUAAUCUUUUAUCUAUGGAUACUAUCUCUAGCCGUGAUUAUAUCCUAGGUGUAUUGAUACAAUACACCUUGAUAUAAUUAUAUCUCCGUCCUGUCCGUGGGUCCAAAUCAUGAUAAAAAUUGGAAACGAUAACAAAACAUAACAUCUUCAUAAUUCCAUAUAGCGAAUAGCGACAAACGACAAACCGUAAUAUUCGAAUAUUAUACGAACGAGCUCUCUCCUAUUCGAAAACUAACUCAAACAUUUUAUAAUUAUUUAUAUUGGUAAUAUAAUAAUAUUAUGUCACUGGAAUAUGGUUGCUUGGUAGCUUUUAGAAUAUUUUCCACUGUUUUCGUACAAAAUGGCUAUGUUCACCCUGACGAGUUUUUUCAAACAACCGAAAUCAUCACCGGUGAUGUCUUUGGGGUUGUACAUGACCGCCCUUGGGAAUUCAAUAAGGAUGCACCAGUUAGAAGUAUAGGUUUACUAUAUGGAAUUUUUGGCAUGCCGUUAUAUAUUGCAAAAUGGAUUUUCAAAUUAUAUAAAAUUCCAUGGAAUCCUUUCCUAUUGAUGUUUGUUUUCCGAUUAGUCACUUGUGCAGUGUCAUUAGUAACUGAUUAUUCACUAUAUAAGAUAUGCAAAAUACUCAAACUUAAGUAUAAUAGAUAUUUGUUACUUCUUUCAAGUUCUUAUGUUAUAAUUGUUUUUGGUACAAAGACAUUUACCAACUCUCUAGAAUUGGCUUUGGUAUCACUCUUGUUGUGGAAAGUCAUUGACAGUAUGACACUUUCAGAUAAAGUUAUAGCUGCUGAAAAUGAAAUACGAAAUAUGUAUGCAUACCGUACAUCAAUAACAGAUAAAGUAGUGAUGAGCCGUAAGCUACGCCUAUUACCUAGUCAUCAUUUUUCUCAUUGUUUGGAAAUUGGUACUAUUUUAGCUGUUGGUACCUUCAAUAGACCAACUUUUUUACUAUUCGCUGUUACCCCUAUAUUCUAUUGGGUUUCCAGAGGAUUUUCUAAGAACGAUGACCGUUUUGUGAAAAUAUUCAAUAUACGUUUUAUAGUAUUAUUUCUAUGUACUCUACCUGGAGUAUUUGCGUUGAUACUCAUUGAUUCGUUUUACUUUGAGCAUAUAACAGAAAACAAAGCCAGUUUGGUUGUAACACCUUUAAAUUUUAUUAAGUAUAAUAUAAAGCCAUCAAACUUAGCUGAGCACGGUAUCCAUUUUCGAAUGACACAUGCCAUCAUAAACACUCCAUUGCUUUUCAAUGUUUUAACUAUACUCUUUGUAGGACGUUUACAAUUCAAUUCUUUGAUAAAAAUUAUUUUAAAUCACCAUUACCAUUUAUUACCAAACAUUCAUGAAGUCAACACUUUGAUGAUGGCGAAUGUGAUCAUUCCAUUGUUUCUGUUAUCGAUUUUUCCACACCAAGAACCCAGAUUUCUGUUACCUCUUUUAUUACCAAUUGUAUUUUCCACUUCCAAGUAUUUUUCUAGUCAUUACAUGAAGGAUUCAAAAUGCUUACUUCCAAUUUGGUGUUUUUCAAAUAUUAUUGGAUUUAUAUUUUAUGGUUACCUGCACCAGGCUGGUGUUACUCCAAUGAUCUCACAUUUAUUUCAAGAUAUUAAAUAUGCAUCUAAUACCUAUAUAAUUCAUAGUCAUACAUAUUCUAUACCUGUUGGAUUGUUAAUGGUUCCUCAAUUAAAUGAAAGUUUACUAUACACGAACCAACGCCACAUCAAAGUAUAUGAUCUUGGUUCUUCAUUGGACCCCGAUGCAUUGUAUGACACUGUGAUGAAUAUUAGUAAACAUAUUACUUGUAAAGAAGAACUUGUAGUUUAUUUUGCAUUGUCUGGUCCUUUAAUCAAGCAAUUUGAAUCAGUUGGUAAUGUGUCUAGUCUUAAAUACACAAAAAAUGUUUUUUUUCCUCAUUUGUCAAUGGAAUCGUUGAGUUUUUAUUUCACAUCCAUGAUAGACUUAUUGUACCAUGACAACAAUAUGCCAUAUUAUAUUAGUUUGACAGAACUUCGUGAUAUAUUUUCGCUUGUUCUUUAUAAAAUUACUAUAAAGACUGAAUAGCAAUACAAUGUUACAUAA